AAUUGUUGUUCUUUUAUCCAAUUGUUAGAUCACAGACAGAACCCGAAGUCUUUUGGUUGACGUAGCUUCAUCUCCAGAGCACCUUCCCUUAAUUUAAUGCUCAAAUGACGGGGCUUCAAGAGCCGUGAUCUGCCACGGAGCACUUCCCUCAGCCUCUAGAAUUUCCAGCAAUUCUCAGUUCUCAUUGUCAGCGGCACCAGCGGCGUUGCGUUCCCGACAAUUGCAUUGAUAUCCUGCUCCCCGGUUUUCUUCCCUUCCGGCUAGGUAUCUGAGAAUUACGUUUUCAGUAGAUAUGGUGUCAUCAAGAAGCAUGGUUCAAACAACGUCAUCGUUUUCAUCUUCUUCCCCUUCAUCUUCAUCAUCAUCAUUGUUACCAACCAACCUCCCUCUUUUCUCUGCCUUCCUUGCCUGUGCUCUUGCUCAGUUCCUUAAGCUCUUCACAAACUGGUUUAAAGAAAAGAGAUGGGAUUCUAAAAGGAUGCUUGAUUCUGGUGGAAUGCCAUCUUCACAUUCUGCCACUGUGACAGCUCUAGCAAUGGCUAUAGGUCUACAAGAAGGAACAGGAUCACCAGCAUUUGCAAUUGCAGUUGUAUUGGCCUGUGUUGUGAUGUAUGAUGCCUCAGGGGUCAGACUUCAUGCUGGUCGGCAAGCUGAAUUGCUAAAUCAAAUUGUGUGCGAGUUUCCUCCAGAACAUCCAUUAUCCAGUGUUAGACCUUUGCGUGAAUUACUUGGCCACACUCCGCUUCAGGUGGUUGUUGGAGCUUUGUUGGGAUUCAUUGUAGCUUACCUGAUGAGAAACACAGACUAGUGUUUUGUGUCAUGAUAUUAUUUGAUCACUAGUAGGUGACUGGAAGCUAUGCCUGCCUGGACUUCAUGGACUUGGUGGACUACAUCAUGGGUUUCCAGAAUACUUAAUUUCCACUGAAUGAACAAUUCUUCCUGAUCGAAUUUAGUAGAACAAAUGAAUCAAACUAGAUGUCCAGCAUGGACACUUCUCCUAAUUGUUUGAUGAUGAUUAUGCAGAUGAAUUAAAGAUAUUUCCAACA
Messenger RNA from Hevea brasiliensis (rubber tree), 1046 nucleotides. RefSeq lists its product as uncharacterized. The transcript has 6 exons. Bases 293 to 808 code for a protein of 171 amino acids. NCBI's taxonomy places the organism in Eukaryota, Viridiplantae, Streptophyta, Magnoliopsida, Malpighiales, Euphorbiaceae. The record is from RefSeq and is a predicted model, not a curated record.